AUGGUCAAAGUCCUCAUCAAUGGCACCGUCAUCGCCGAGAGUGACAAGACGACGACGGCCGAUGGUAACCAUGUCAGUGUGGGGCGUUAUUGCUGACCAAGCAUCGGUAGGCGUUGCGGAGCCAAACUGACCACUUGAAACCGAUUUAUUGACCUUUGGACUUUACUCUCAACAGUACUUGUGAGUUCCCACAGGCUUCGAAGCGCUUCACAACCCUGCUACCGGAAGAAUUGAUGUGGGGCUCCAUACUCAUCUGAGCCCGAUCUUUCCAACCGUCAUAUCACAGCCCUCGCGAGGCGCUCAAGCAAGAGUACUUCAAGCCCUCCGCAAAGAGUCUACACACCACUUGUCCUUGGAAGGGUGAGGCGUCGUAUUGGGACAUAGACGUCGGUGAUGGCAAGGUCUUGAGCGAUGCGGCGUGGUACUACCCCAAGGCCAUCACCGACCGUGCCAAGGAUUUAGAGGGUCGUACGGCGUUCUACAAGAACAAGGUGCAGAUUGUCGAGUAA
Messenger RNA from Microbotryum saponariae, 509 nucleotides. The record is from the annotation of a GenBank genome assembly. NCBI's taxonomy places the organism in Eukaryota, Fungi, Basidiomycota, Microbotryomycetes, Microbotryales, Microbotryaceae.